This is a messenger RNA of Menidia menidia (Atlantic silverside), 1067 nucleotides long. The record is from the annotation of a GenBank genome assembly. NCBI's taxonomy places the organism in Eukaryota, Metazoa, Chordata, Actinopteri, Atheriniformes, Atherinopsidae.
AUGCCGAGCCGUCAUGACACUCAGCCCCCCCGAAAGCCGCUCCGUCUCAUCCGUGCACCGGCGCACCACCGACAGGGAGCGAGCCCUCCGGCCCUCACCGACACCCGGCUGGGGCUUUGUAGCACAGCCAAGGAUGCCGUCCUCCAGAUGGUGACUUCUACAGGAGUUUCAGUGAGACGUGACUUUGAGAGUGAUACUCCACAGGCCUGUCAUGGUUUCCCUUCCUCUCACUCUCUUCCAUCUCUGGGCUUCCCACUGUCUUCUAAUGGUUUGAUGGGGAGCUGCUGGUCGAAUGUCAGCAGGAACUAUUGUCAUAUCUGGAGGUAUUCUCGCUGGGGUGAUACUGCUUAUUACUGCUGUAAGAAAAAUGACUCUGAAGUGGACGUGGGCUCCGUUGCCGGAGCCGACCCUCUCUCUCACUUCCCGUGCAACACUUGUAACGCCCUUGCCAUGGACGGUGCCGCCAUCAGCCCGGUCUCUCUGGAUCAGCUGGAAACGGGCUCUCACCACAACCACUGCCCCACGUGCUCACCGCGCCCCCUCCGCCCUGGACCCGCAGACAACAUGCGGAACGGAGGCGAGCGGCUGGGCUUCCACACCUACUACGACAACCCCCCUGUUGCUCUCCCCUUAUCCGUCAACCCGCCGAGUUCCUCCCCUGUGAGUUACUACAACCCCACAGACAUCUUCCCCCCCCCACCACGCCCCUACAGCACUGACGUUUGACAUCCCUGCGCAGGUGCGCGUGUAGCCAACCGCAGCGAAAACGCACGCGCGUUUUUCUGAACUUAUUCGAGGUAACUCUUUCAGAUACAGCACAAAACCCCACACCCACUUUAACAGGGUAUUCAGCCUCCGUUCGGUCACACAUUUACACACACUCACUGGAAUAAGGAAGUGAGCCAUAAAUUCACUGGGCUGACCCAGCAGGAGCCCCGCAAGCCCGCAACAGGGACAGCAUCUGAUCAGCAGGGAAACGGUACACAACCAAACCACAACUUCAUCUAGUGUAACACGGGAGUAAAUCACCCAGGGUAAUAAUGUGUUUCUGGAAAUUGCAUCAUUAG